ACAUCAUCUGCAAAACGCCGUUAUUCAAAAGCAGAAGAAGAAGAUAGUUGCGGGAAAACUAAAGCGGAUGAUUGCUGUGUUAUUAACCUCAGACUGCAAGAAAAAAAAAGCUUCUAAAAAUCACCAUGAAAACCCCAAAGGCUACAGAUGUCAAAAAGGGGAUAUCAGUCCUUUGGGAGACUCUGCAGUGUCCCAUAUGCUUGGAUUUAAUGACAGCACCGGUAUCUACUAAGUGUGACCAUCAGUUUUGCAAAUUUUGUAUGAUGAAACUUUUGGACAACUCUAAACAAAACAGGGCCAACUGUCCAGUGUGUAAAACCAAGAUAACCAAAAGGAGCUUGCAGGAGAGCCCUGGGUUUCAGAGACUUGUAGCAGGAUUGCAGGACAUGAUACAAGCAUACGAACAAGACACCGGCGCAAACUACUUCACUGGAAUGUCCCUGCAAGAGAAGCAAUCAGGUGUCAUGGAUGCCGAAGCUACCAAACAUCCUCAUAAUAUGUCAUGUGAAGAUACACCUGUCACUGACCUUGAUAAUGUGGAAAAUGCAGACCGCGAUGAUCUUCCAAGGUCCCACUCUUCGACUAUAGCAGCCCAGAAUGGAUUUGCAAAACUCAUGGGACUUGAAGACUCGACUCCUGUGAUGACAGAAAAUGAAGGCCUGGACAGUGGCCUUGGUGACGCCCCACCAACUUCUGACAAGAAAAUGCACAACACUACAGAUAAUUUGGAACCAAUAGAAACACAAAUGUCAGAAGUUGUGGAAAAGGCAACAUCAACACAAAAAACAAGAGGCAAAAUGAGAUUUGGCAAAUUGGAAAACGCCUCUCUUCAUCUAUCAGUAAUUUCAGACGAGACCAAAUAUCAACCUUUAAGAAAGUCUUCACGGAAGAAGCAGAAAAAGGAUUUGGAGACUGACAAGAUUCUUGAGCAGAAACAGAAGAAAAGUCUUGAGAAAGUUGCUGAGUGGCUCAUGAAAGUUCCAACUGAAGGAAGUCUCGAGUUAGAAAAGCCAGACGAAGACGCUAAUGACUCUGACAGCUGUUCUUCCACUUCAACAAUAGAUGUCAAACAACACAUUAGCGACGUAAAUCCUAAGAGAGAGGAUCGUGGUAAAGCCCUUGAAGAGCAGGUGUUCGGAGCCGUCUACAAACGAGACAGAAGAGGAAACAGAAAUAAGUCUCUUCCACGUCAUGUUUUUCUCGAUCCAUCAACACGAAGAAAACAGAAAACAGGCUCUGAGGAUAAAAAUGAAAGUGACUUUGGGGAAGAGCGACAAUUAACAGUAGAAGUAAAUGAUACCAGCAGUGAUGUUUUUAAAGAAGCAGAACAGAUGGAAGUCAUGGAGGAAAAUUAUAAAGCCAAAUAUGGGGAAGAGUUGAACAAUUUGCCAGAAAGUGACAAAAAUAAGGGAAAAGAUGGGGUUCCCUGUCCUGUGUCUGAUAUUGAACAACAGCAACAGGACAGAAAGACAAGGAAAAGGAUGCGUAACGCUCUGCAGCAGGUUGACAGUGAUUUACAAGAGCAACCUGAGGCAAAGUCAGAAAGUACUGAGCAAAAGAAAGCUGACAAGAGGAAAGGUAAAAACCCAAGGUCCGAAAAAGGCAAGCCUGCUAGAGUGCCGAAGCCGCUUGUUCUGGUUGGAGUUCAAAAUGGAGAGACCAGUCCAAAGACUAGACCAAGACCAGAAGAUGUUCAAGUACAAAUUGAAAACUAUCCUAGCAGCGAGGACAAAGAGACCCCUAUUUUGAGGAGCACCAGGAGAAGUAGAAGGCUUCAACUCUUUGCUGAGGAAGUCAAGGAAGGUCACAAGAAAGAAAACUUGAAAGCCAGUGUAGCUGAAAAAGACAGCACUGUUGCAAAGCAGUCGGAGGUAGUUAAAGGUGGAACAUUGGAUAAAAUGGCAUCAGAUAAGAAUGGAAACAUGACGAAGGUGGCCAAAAGAAAUGGAUGUAUUUAUGAUCAAGAUUUAGGAGGAAUUGAAAACAUGGAGUCUGGUGAGAGAACAUCUUAUCUGACACCAAAAGAUGUCCAAGAGUCCAUUGCUGAAGUUCCGAAUGCUGAAACUCUGUCUGAAGCCAGUUCUGCUUUUUAUGUCCCUGUGGUCCCGAGUUCCACAAGUCCAACUGAAGCAGCUGUGGUACAUCCAACACUUGAAAGUGACAAUUCGACUAAUCAGUUGCCAGAAAAUAUUCAGUUGGAAACAUCCGCUUGCGAGACUAAAUGCGCUAUAACAGAAAAUGAGGAGGACAGGGAUGACAGUGAGCUGGACACGGAGCAACUGCUUAAGAGCUUCAAAACCACUAAAAGGAAAUCUUUCCGCAUUGGUGGUCCGAACGUGAAAAGAAGCAAUAGCUUAGACCAAGGGAACACGCAGGGUGCUGCAGCAGAGGAAAACGAUCGUGUUUGUUCUCUUGUUGAAUCUGCAAAAAAACAAACAACAAAGACAUCUGAAAUCGCCAACCAAGAGGCAUUAAGAGACAAUAAAAACUCAUCUUGCAGUGAUUUGAUCUCCCCUUCUAACUCACCCAUGUUUACAAGAAAACAAUUUCAUGAGAGACCAGAUCAAGUGGUGGUCGAAACCUCGAUCCCUGAUACCAGUUGUUCAGGUCAGGACACUGCUGCUGGUAACUGUCUCUUCAGGCGUAGUCUUAGUGCUCUCAGUCCUAAUAAAGUGUCAAAAUGUGAAAUGGAAAGUCCUCAUCUUUCUGUUGUCCCUCAGUUAGUAGAUUCUGGGCUCCGCUUCACAGCCGUUGAACGUGAGGAAGAAAAUGAAGCUUUGAAGAGCUCCCAGAUCUCAAACAGUCAAAUUGAUUGUACAGCGAGGGAUGCCGGUAAAUGGAAGGAUUUGAGAGACAGCAUUUCUACCGGAAAACAUUCAGUCAACACAGCUGAACAUAUCUUAGUUGCACAGCCCUCUUUAACUCCUGAUGGCCUGGUAACACCAGGUUUCCAAAUGGUUCAUGAAACAGGGUCCAACAACACUGGAAGUGCAGAGCCCAGCGCACAUUCCUCCAUAAAGAGCAACCCACGGACAAAUAGAAGGGCUCAGAGGCUUGAGUCCUCAUCCGAGUCCGACUGCAGUAGAUCCAGAGAGGAAUUACCGACGUUGACUCAAAUUUUCGGAACGUCAGCUCCUCCGGCUGCUGUGAUCCAGGAUCGGGGAGACUCCAAUGAAGCUAAUAGAUGCGAGGAUGCGUAUGUUACAGCUGACGCAGCAGAACAGUUGAGCCGUCCACCUGCAUGCCCCAGCCCCGACUGUGUUAAUUCCAGCCAAGCAUCUGUGGACUUGUUUGGCACGCCAGAUGAAUGUGAGGUCCUAGUAAGAGACGCCACUGUUUCAAUGGAAUCAUCACAGUUUUCAAGUGAAGUCCUUGUUACACAGCAAAAGAUAGAAAUGCAGAAGGAGCUGGUGAGGCUGGAAAAGUUGAUGGCUCUGGUGUCAGAGGUGCUGCAAGAAAAGGAGGGCAGUCCUGCAAAAGAAGUUCCCUCAGAAACAAAUCAAAGCAGCAAAACCACAGGCCCCGACGAUGACAGACCCCUCCUGUGUUACCAGGACGCAGGCCAAGAUUCAGAUCGGAAAGAUGUUCCAGAUGCAGAGCGACAUCCCAGCACAAGAGCAUCUGAUGGCAAAGGUGUCACCCAGCCCAGUGUGUCAAAGCCUGGCAGUAUUACAGAGAUGACAGUGCAGCGGUCCACACACACGGGGCUGAGUGUGAAAGGCACUGAAGCCUCCAAGACACGUGGUUCAAGUUCAACAGCCGAAACACUAAAGACCUGUAUGUCACCAUCAGAUGGGAAAGAAGACAAAGAAAACAACACACCUCCAAGAGACAGAAGUAAAGCUAAGAUGGUGUUAGUGUCAUCUGGAUUAGGGCCCAGUGAACAGAUAAUGGUGAAAAAGUUUGCCAAGCGAGUUGGGGCUCUUUUGGUUUCCCAGGUUACACCAGAGGUGACCCAUAUCAUAAUUCGCACAGAUGAACAACUGGUGUGUGAGCGCACACUGAAGUACUUCCUUGGCAUUGCAGGCAGGAAGUGGGUGUUGAGUUUCCAGUGGAUUUCAGAGUGCUUCAAACAAAAGAAAGUCUUAGAUGAGAGUCUCUUUGAAGUGAGAGGUGACGUGGUGAAUGGACCCAACCACCAGGGUCCCUCAAGAGCUCGUACCACUGAAGACAAUAAUCUGCUCCUGAGGGGCUACCGGAUCUGCUUCCAGGGGCCUUUCACAGACAUGACUACAGAUGAAAUGGAGUGGAUGGUGGAGCUCUGUGGAGCAGCUGUAGUUAAAGAUCCAGUUCUGCUCGACAGCAAACAGAAGUCCCAUCAGCUGGUCAUUGUACAGCCUGGGUCAGAGACAUGGUCGUCCACAUACAGCAGUCUCUCCAGACAAGCCACUGUUGUGACACGCGGUUGGCUCUUGGAUACAGUUGCAACCUACAGCCUCCAAAACUACAACAACUACUCAACAUGAGCUGAGGAACCCAGUGUACUACAACCACAGCCAUGUGUUGUCUUCUCAUGAUCUAUUUUACAAAUUCUUUUUAAUGUCAGAUACUGUAACUAAACUGUCAUAGAUUUUAUUGAUAGACUGACAGCUCUGUGAUUUGUAUGUGCAAGACAUGAUGUAUAUAAAGUUUAAUCAAGAGAG
Molecule: messenger RNA, 4643 nt
Organism: Xiphias gladius (swordfish)
Lineage: Eukaryota; Metazoa; Chordata; Actinopteri; Istiophoriformes; Xiphiidae
Product: breast cancer type 1 susceptibility protein homolog
Exons: 21
Coding region: 126-4466 (1446 amino acids)
Biological process (GO): negative regulation of fatty acid biosynthetic process; positive regulation of transcription by RNA polymerase II; double-strand break repair via homologous recombination
Cellular component (GO): BRCA1-A complex; plasma membrane; BRCA1-BARD1 complex
Molecular function (GO): metal ion binding; ubiquitin-protein transferase activity
Source: RefSeq, a predicted model, not a curated record